Molecule: messenger RNA, 1517 nt
Organism: Paramisgurnus dabryanus
Lineage: Eukaryota; Metazoa; Chordata; Actinopteri; Cypriniformes; Cobitidae
Source: RefSeq, a predicted model, not a curated record
AGUAAAAAUAUGCGUAACAUAAAUAUAUGACUUUUAUUUUGAACGGAAAAGCUCUUGUGUCUUUACUACAUAUCUUCCGGUUUGUUCCUCAUCGGACCAUUUACCCAUCUUAAACAAUCGUCUGCAAAACAUAAGCAUGGACUCCCGACCAGGUCCUAAUAAGAAGGGCAGGCCCGGCGGAAAGAAAAAGCAGCCACCUCCAAUUGUUGACAUAGUCUACACUACCUGGAAUGGAUCUAUCCAGACCAUACCCUCUUUGGAGAAAAAACUGCAAUCAGUCACUGAAACCGUUGUUGGCCUGCAGUAUGUAUGGGAGUAUCGAAGCCCAUCUAGGUCAACUCCUCCGCAUUACCAGUGUAAACUGUGCAAGGUGCAGCGGCUGCAGAAGGAAAUAUCUACUCACAUCAUGGGCUGGAAGCAUAGCUUCAGAUACUUGAAGCAAGUCCACCCAGACAAGGUUCCUUUUGAAGAGGAGGAUGCAGCAACGGAUGUAAACUAUAAAAAAGCUGUUAAAACUGCAGCUGCUGAAGUGCAGCAGGCUGAGGGAAGAGGUCAAGUUAAGAUAGUGCUUAAAGAGCCUUCUGACGUUCCUGCUUUUCAUGGGAUGAAAUCUGCUCAACGCGCCCCGAGAGGAAAUACUGGUAUGAUGGGGCCUGGUCCUCGAAUGUCACAGCAAGAAUUCAUGGGUCAUGGUGGUAUGAGAAGAGGCCCAGCUGACAUGGGGGGCUUCUCUAGCCCAGGUCGCUACGGCAACAACAUGUCUGGCGCAGACAGAGGGAUGAUGGAGAGAGAGCGCAUGCAGAAUUUCUCUGACGAUAUGCACAUGGCCACAGAAGGCUUCGGAAAUGGCCGGCGCAGCGAGGGGAUGGGCAGACCUUUCUGCGAUGAUAUGCCAAUGAAUAGCAGGGAAGACAGAAUGAUGGGUCCAGGCGAUAGCAUUCCUGCAACACUGCUUAAAUAUCUGGACGACUUCCGUAUUGAGAAUGAGGACGAUGCUCAGAUCGUCCUAAAGGUCACACAGAAGCUCACGGAUGUUCUCAUGGAAUACCGGCUCAGGAGUAUUUCAACGAAACCGAUGCCCACAAGCUCUUUCAGCAGCAUGAGUUACUCAUCAUCUCGUGGCCCCCACGGCUCUAAUGACAGAUUCUCAGGUGGCAUGCCAGGUUCAUCAAGAUACUUUAACUGAACAUUCAUUUUGAACUAUGAAGACUAGGAUACUAGCUUCUAGACUGUUUGUUGUAGGCAUUUUGAUAUGUUUUUUUUGACUGUAUGACCAAACAAUUUUUUUGGACUUUUAAGCUGUUUUGAUUUUACAAUAUGUAGAUAGUCAUUUAAAUGUUUUCAGUUUUUCUUAGACAUGUUCAAGGAGCUUGAUAUUGUUGUGCUGUUAUUUGUAAUAGCAACACAAUCUUAAAGAUUACAUUUAACCUGUGAUUUAUUUAGUCAUUUUGUCUGCUUGUUUCUAAAGGUAUGUUUUGUUGCCAUGACAUUUGAAAUAAAUCAAGUCAAAAAGUUGA